Molecule: messenger RNA, 2293 nt
Organism: Mauremys reevesii (Reeves's turtle)
Lineage: Eukaryota; Metazoa; Chordata; Testudines; Geoemydidae
Gene: DCP1B
Product: decapping mRNA 1B
Exons: 13
Coding region: 537-2141 (534 amino acids)
Biological process (GO): deadenylation-dependent decapping of nuclear-transcribed mRNA; positive regulation of catalytic activity; deadenylation-independent decapping of nuclear-transcribed mRNA
Cellular component (GO): P-body
Molecular function (GO): enzyme activator activity; mRNA binding
Source: RefSeq, a predicted model, not a curated record
CGCCCAGAGGUCUCACCAUACUGAACCAGGUAAAACCUCGAUGGAAGUAUGAUAGAGCUUCUGAUAAUCCAGCUUAUUUGUGACUGUUUCAAUCAACCUAAACAGGGCCCAGCAAGACAAGUACCUGAUCAAAGCUAAGCAUGAAGACUGGGAGGAGUAAGAGACCAAAGCAGAGGAAGGCACCAAAAUUCUGAAGGCUUGUAUUGAAUGUUGCUGCCUGUCAAUCCAAAAGGAAAAGUGCAACCUAUCUGUUCCAGGAGAAAACUGAUGUGGAAGGAACACUCUUUGUUUACACAAGGUAUGUUGCAAAGCCUGCUCUAUCAUCUGUGUGCUGGGCUUGCUGUUGAUGUGACGAGCAGAAGAUCAGGGAGUUAGCAGACAUAGGGGUGCAGCUGUUAGGGGUGGGUAGUCGAACAGAUCAGCUUCUCCCAGGCAUGGCUUCACCAUUAUGAACAGGUUGAGCAUGGAAAAUCGAACAGAACCCAUCACUAAAGACCUAGAUUUCCAGCUGCAGGACCCUUUUCUGCUUUACAGAAAUGCCAGAUGUUCACCUGGCAGAAGACUGGGUAGUGGGCGAUAUGCUGAAGUGGCUUGUCGAACAAAGGCUUGAAACAUUUUAUACUUCCAAAGUGUCCAUUUAUGGAAUUUGGUUUUAUGAUAAGGAAGAAUGCCAAAGAAUUGCAGAGCUCAUGAAAAAUCUAACUCAGCAGGAGCAAUUCAAAGCACGGCAGGGGGCUGGAGCAGGAGCCUCUCCAAUGAUCCAGAGCUCUGGUGAUAGCAAGGAAGUGGAUAUCUUACGGAUGCUUACCAAGGCCAAAGAUGAAUAUACCAAGUGUAAGACCUGUUCAGAGCCAAAACAAAUGACCAGUUCCUCUGCUAUCUAUGACAACCCCAACCUGAUCAAACCAAUACCAGUGAAGCCCAUUGAAACUCAGCACCAACAAAUACCUCAGCAAGGCAAGAACAUGGACUCCGAACCACAACACUUAUCUUUGACAGCACUGUUUGGAAAACAAGAAAAUCCUACCAUAUACCAAGAUGUCCCAGAACAGUCACAGAAAAAGCACCAACUUAAUCUUUCUGUCAGGCAGAGUGUAGUGCGUUCGCUGUCCUAUGAGGAACCUGGCAGACAUUCACCCUCAGCAGAGAAGCAGCUUUGCCCAGCUAUUCAAAAACUUAUGGUGCGUGGGACAGACCUUCAUCCACUGUCUGAGCUUCCUGAAAAUCGACUGUGUGAAAACGGCAAUGUCCAUUCCGUAGGGGAGGUUUUCACUGGACUCUUCCAACCUGUGACUUCUCAUGGUAUUGUAACAUCUCAUCCAGCCCAGGACACAACUGGCACUCAAAGCUUGUUACAGAAACUUCAGGGACAGUCAGGAUCAGUGACCAAAAUGGACCCAAGUGCAACAGGUACUGUAAGUUCAACAGCUUCAAUCUUCAGCAGGACUUCUGCUGCUACAGCAUCAGCAGCAUCAAUAAAUAACAUGACCCAGCCACAUCUGGUAUAUUUCAAUGGCUCUCUUCCAACCCAAACUGUAGGGCCUCAGGCUGCUGGUAAAGAACAGUCCAAACUUCCUAGACAGCCACUUUCCCUCUCUGGCAACCAAUCAACCAGUUCUGGAGUGAUUUCACCUCAAGAGUUACUGAAAAAACUCCAGAUAGUGCAACAGGAGCAGCAGUUACAUGUGUCCAGCAGACCUACCUUGGCAGCUAAGUUUCCUGUGGUUACUCAGAACACCAACACUCUAAAACCCUUGGAUGCCUGGAUAGAUAAGACAUCAGGUGCACAAAAGCAGAGCCCUCUCUUUCAGGUCAUCUCACCUCAGCGCAUUCCUGCUACUGUGACUCCUGCACUGCUGAUGUCCCCCAUGCUGUUCACACAGUCCACACCUGCUCCACCAAAGGCAAGUGAAAGUGGGUGCUUACCACCAGCAAAUCAAGAAUCUGCUUCCAGUUCAGCUAGCCUUCUCCUUCCUAUGCAGAAUCCAGAGCCAUCUGUCGUAAACAGCAACUCAUUGACCAAGAUGCAGCUUCAGGAAACACUUUUACACCUGAUCCAGAAUGAUGACAACUUCUUAAACAUUAUCUAUGAAGCUUAUCUCUUCAGUGUAAGAAAGGCAGCAAUCAAAAAGUCUAUGUAAAAGAGAAUUUUAAAAUUAAAUUUCUAUGACUUCCUGAACUCCAGGAAGAAAAAGUCUCUCAUGCCAAGUGGUGUUACAUUGUUUAAAAGCUUCUGCCUUUAAAAACAAUAAAAUGAAAUAAAUGGUCCUAGACUUUUUAGUUAUACUUUAAA